Molecule: messenger RNA, 915 nt
Organism: Ixodes scapularis (black-legged tick)
Lineage: Eukaryota; Metazoa; Arthropoda; Arachnida; Ixodida; Ixodidae
Exons: 5
Coding region: 1-915 (304 amino acids)
Molecular function (GO): zinc ion binding
Source: RefSeq, a predicted model, not a curated record
AUGUCCUCUUCUUACUUUAGAAAGUUGGAAGAACCGGCGAGAAACCGCUACCGUGAAAAGCUGACCUUCGCAGGUGAGGAGCUUCCAGAUCCGCUAGACGCUGAUGUUCGCAAAAACGUGUUCUCCACGGACGCUCGCCACUGGCCGCGACUAGAAAUAGGCGAUAUCUACGUCUACCUCGUGGAAGGGAUAUGCUUCUACACGAGAGAGCAAUUCAAAAGUUACAAACUAGAAGACGGUUACAACCUGUUUUUAAGCGGAAAGGUAUGCGACGCUUGUUCAUUUGGGGCUACGAUAGAGAACGCUCGCAUCGUUCUCAUCACCGGGCAAGUGGAAGCUAGUCAGACUCUUGGAAAGUACCACCAGCCUUGGGUCGUGGUGAAGAAAGAGGGCACAGUCCAAAGCGCCCACUGCACCUGCAUGGCAGGGCUCGGCGAGGCCUGCAGUCACGUAGCCGCGCUCCUGUUUCGCGUCGAAGUUGAUGUGAAGUUCGGCAUUCAUGACCCAAGCUCAACCUCUGUGGAAUGCCGCUGGAUUACAGCAUCUUCCACUGCUCAGGCUAGUCGAGUGGCUUCAAUCGACUUCAUCAAGCCAUCAAAGAAGAGGCGGAUAAACACAGUCUCAACACCCAAAGAAGUCUCGUCUCACCCAGAGGCAAGAGCAGAACAACUCAAGGACUUCCUCAAGGCAGUAAAGAAAUUGGCACCCGACACACUGGUGCUCAGGAGUCUUACAGACAGCGAAGACACAGACACUGCUGCCAGUGGUGAUGUCGAUGACGACGAGGAUUCACUUCAAGUGCCUGAGACUAUCGUGGACAUGGUGUGCUUCUACGGUUCACUUAAUGAGUCGGCUGCGAGAGAAGCAACAUUCUCAAUGACUGAGUGCGACCAGAGGGGAUUGUCUCCCAAGUGA